UGCUUCCGCCAUAGCAAACAGCUCUCUGCGGAGGCUGCAGAGAUAGCAGCCGAGAAGAAGUAGACUCCAGCUCGCCAAUAGGGGCGCGAGAGUGACGUCAUAGCACGCGCCUAGCGGACCAGCAGGAAGCUGCAAUUGUCAUGGAGACGGGGAUGGUUGCUACAAUCUUUUUGUAGCCUCGCCUGUCUAGGAGCGAAGUCGGUGGUGAGUCAGGUUAAAGAGCGACUCUUCUAGUCUGGGAAAAGGGGAGAAAAAAAUUUGUCUUCCUCCAAGGAGGGUGGUGGUGUUAAUCCUACUUUAUCCUCACAGCAAUCCUGUGACGAGGCUAAAUCUAGUUUUGACUGCCUUAUCUUUAGGAAAAAAUGACUGCUGGCUCCAUCUUAGUUCCUCAAGUUAUACCACUUCGAAUCUCAACACCAGGCAAAGCUAAACAUGAAAUAGAUACAAAUACACUUAUAGAAAUAAAAUCAGAUACCCCUGAUGUCACCAUAUAUUACACUAUUGAUGGAAGUAAACCACAACUCUUUAGGAGACUUGGUUAUAGAGAUCAUAAUACUUACAAGUAUAAGGGACCAAUCACAUUACCAGAUGGGAAAAUAGCAAUCAAAGCACUGGCAGUCACAAAAGAUGGCAGAGAGAGCACCAUUGUAACGAAAGUAUUUAUAGUAGAAUAUGUAACUCCAAACACACAUGAAGAUAAUGAUGAAAAUUUCCUGGAAGACCCCUUCAGUCAGGAGAUGGAAGAUGAAUUGUGUGACUUCAGACUCGGAAAGAAAGAAGCAAAUGCUGAAAGCAAGUUCAAUUAUAAUGGUGUUGCACUGGAAUUACAAGGCAUGUCAAAAGAGAAAACAACUGUGCCCUCACAUCUCAUUGGACCACAUCUGUUGAACAAUUACUUGAAUAUGUCAAAUGAUAGAGAAGAGUCAAAUUCUGCCACACUGAUGCCUCAGUCUCAGUUUGCUAGUUCUGUUGUGGAUAAUAGAAGACAUCUCACAAGCAUCGAGGCACUGAGAACUCGGAAAAAAACAGAUUUCCUCAAGUGUGCACAAUGCUUAGCUCCUCAUACAUCUGGACCAUUUUCUCGCUUCUGUCAAAAUUGUGGUUCUCUGGUCCCAUCGGUGCCUAAACACAGCAUCCUACUCACUGCACAAGCUCAGAUGGGGUUGUGCAUCAAAUGCCAGACUAUGGUGCCAAUGAAUUCACCAACUUGUGUAGUAUGUGAUGCCCCGAUGGCUAUACAGCUGCAACCAAAAGCCAACACCCACCAAAAGGACAACGUACUCUGCUAUGUGUGUGGAGUGGGAAAUCCAAUUUGCCUUGCACAUUGUGUGGUCUGUGAGAGCCAACUUCCGGAAGCGCAGAGGAAUAACAGCUUGCAGACCUGGGAGCAAUCAGCUAUUCCAUUACCAACAUCAAGACCUAAUUUACUAGAGAAAAAAGAGCAAGGAACUCAAACCAUUGGCUUGUUCUAUCCAUCCAUGAAAUUUCUCAAGAAAAAAGAAUGUGAGCUUGUUUCUCAAAAGGAAAAACUGAAUGAGACAAAUGAUCACAAACCUCUGCUCACAGCCAUCAGUCCUGGAAGAGGUUACUGGAGGAAGCAACUAGAUCAUGUCUGUGCACACCUCAGAAGCUACACACAGAACAAUCUGGAGUUCAGGACUUUGAUUGGAGAGCCUCAAAUGGGGAAGCUUAUUUCUGCUACAGUCCACAAGGAUAGCUGUCAAGUCAGUCUCCAGAUAAAUUAUGCACUUCCUGUUAAUAAGGACAUUUUGACCAAUAAAUCGAUGACAUUUGGCUAUCAUGAACUGAGCUCCAGCAAAGCAGGAAAAGCUGGAUUAUAUGACAGUCAAGCCAGUUUGGAAAGCAAAGAGAGUCAAGGAAUGUUAAGCCCCAGCAGGAAAAUCAAAAGACAGAUGAAAACAAGGAAGUGUCUAGAAAAAGAAGACAAGCUUACUACUGAAUCUAGGCAGUUACUGAAAGAAGUGGGUCCAAAAGGCCAAGGGCAACCUUUUUUAGUAGAACAACUAAUUGAUGAGGGAGCUGACCCCAACUGCACCAACAAUGAUGAUCGAUCUGCUUUAACACUUGCAGUCUUGAACAAGCAUCAUGAGGUUGUUCCCGUUCUUGUGCAGAAAGGAGCAGACGUGGACCAUCACUCGGGACUACUUAACAAUACAGCUCUUCACGAAGCACUCUUGCUUGGACUGGAAGGAUGGGAAUGCAUGAAUGCAUUGCUAGGAUGUAAUGCAGACAUUAAGAAGAAAAAUGCCAGAGGGGUAUCAGCCUAUGAUUUGGCCCUGAAGAGUGGCAAUGAAAAAAUAGUUUCCUUGUUUGCUAGUAAGCUAGGACAGAGGAUGUUGGACAAAACGUCCAGUACAUGAGCAGAGUCCGGCUAACGACCAACUGAGAGAUUCUCCCAGAAGCUAUUUUGUUUGGCAGAAGCAUUUGUAAAAUUGUGUCACUUUUCUUCCUGGUUUAAAUGAAAUUGGUUAUAUGCCUGUAUUUGACAAGGAGACAGGGCUCCUCAUAACAUUUUGGCUCCUGAGGGGGAAAUAAUAAUGAACCAUUGUCACUCCUCAACAGUGCCUAAAAUCUGCUCCCUAGCCACCUUACUUAGCCUAAUGGCAAGACCCGCUGAACUUAAUGGAUGAAUCUAUUGACAGAAUGUUUUUAAAAAAUGUGGGGCUGCUUGUCAAAAGAAGCACAGGGACACCUGUGCAGAUCCGACUGUUUAUUUUCUUAUUUAGAAGAGGUGUGCUCUGACUCAAAUGAGCCCUUGGGUCAUGGAGGAUAAGGCUAUUAAUGGCUACUAGCUCUGAUGCAUGCUCUGCCUCCAUGGUCGGAGGCAGGAUGCUUCUGAAUACCAGUUGCACUCCUAUCUUCUUGUGGACUUCUCAUAAGCACAUGGUUGGCCACUGUGAGAACAGAAAGCUAGACAAGAUAGGACUGAUCCAGCAGGCUCUUCUUAUAUUAAGGUAGUUUAGCAGAUUAUAAACAACCCAGUAGCCGGUGAUCCUCUGGCUAGGCGCUCCUUUUUUGAUUGAUGGCUGGGACUAGGCUUUGCUCAGAGACUCGACAGCUCUUAUAUUCCAUCUAAAAUGUCUCUGAGUUCACAGCUGACCAGCUCAAGAUGGUGCUAUGUGCCAUCUGCAGUAUUUAUAGCAUCAUGCACACCUACUCAAGCAUAAGUACUUAUAACAUACAAGUUCCUGGCUUGGUUCAGUGUGCCAGUUGUUCCACUGUACCACACACAGCCUUAGAGAAUAUUUUGCUGUUGGAUAGCCACUAGUCAAGGUAAAACUGAAAAUGUGGCCCUACACCAGAGUUGCAAUCUCUGCCUUGAGCAAAAGGAGGUAGCUUAGCGAGACUAGAAAAUUGUAAAAAAAAAAAGUAUGUAAAAUAUCAGAAAAUAUUAUACAAACUAAAGAAAUGUGCAGUUUCACUUCAUUUGUUGUGACUACUAAGUUUUGGUUUGUUUUUAAUAUUAACAUCUAUACUGUUUACAAUACAAAUCUAUAUAUAUUACAAUAAUGUGACAAAAGCAUACAAAAUUGACUAAAGCUGUUCUGUAUAAUUCUCUGCUCAAUUUAAUAUCAAAUACGUUGCUAAAAUAUUUAUACUAUGCAUAAAAACUAAAUAACUAGACAAAAUAUUAAUUAGCCCUUCCAAAUGUUAGACACAUACAUGAACACUCGCUGUUUUGGAUGUUAUGAUUCUAUAAAUACAUGUUAUCUAUUCCUUGACGUGAGAUUCUUUGUUCCUUCUUCACAUACCUCCAUCUAUCAAUUUCUUCUUUGGCCUAAUUCUUUAUAUAAAGCUAUUAGUUGGGCAAUAUUAGGUUGCACCCAUAAUUUCCUUAAAAGAUCCAAUCUCAUUCCCAUUAAAUUUUAAAAUGAAGGUCUUCGUAAGAGUUCUUCAAACUUUACAGUAUUUUAUAAAUUCUUAAGAACAUUGUAGAUUUAUUUUCCAUUAAUAGUGUUUUAACCUGUCUUAUUAUUUUAAAUUGUGUGACUCCUGUGUAAUCUAUUUAAAUAAGUUUUGAUCUGUAUAAAUUGGAAACAUGGGAGGUGGCAUUAUGCAUUCUGGUAGAGUUCCAGCCUUAACCAUUACUUGAUUGCCAAUUGCCUAAUGCCCUUCCCAAUUAAAUUUCUUGUCUUCUGUCACUGAAGCUAAAGGUGGUAUUUCUAGUCCCAAUAUUUUUGUAAUGUUUUCAAACGUCUAAGCAUAUACACAUUAAUGGUUAAGCUCUGACCUAGAGACAGAUGGAAGUGAAAUGGAAUUAGAAACCCCUCCUAACACCUGCACAAAUGGUUAAAAGUCCUAACUAGCACUAAUCAACUAUGACAUCGCACUGAGGUUAAUCCAACAGAAAAUACUAUAUUGAGCCUAGUAGACUCCAGCAGUGGAAACACGAGUAUGGCAUGAUUGAUCACCUUCAGUCUUUUUUUCUUUCUUUCAAAAAAGCAAACUUUAACGGUGGUUUGCAUGAAAUCUUCUGGAGCUAUCCAUCUGAAAUUUGGCAGGGUUAAUUUCCAGGUCCCCAAUUACAUGUCCCUAAGUGCAUAUUACCUCCAUGGUGCUACCAGCCCAUGCUUGCCUAACACUACCCACUUGUGUCUAGUAUUAGAAGCCUUAGUUUAAAAAAAACCCUCAAUGUAUUCAAAAAUUUGAAGAAAGGGACAGGGAAACACAGGAAAAUGAGAAUUAGCAUGACUGAACACUCACUGUCUCUUAAUUUUUUUUUAAAAAAAGUGAACUUCAUGAAAAAUCAUGGAACACCCACCUGAAAUCUGGCAAGGUUAAUUCCCUCUGCAGGGGCUACUAUGCCUCUAAAUUUCAUGUCCCUGUGUGAAAAAAGAGAACCUUUAUGCCCAUUUUAAUUUUAAAACAUUUUAAAUUUUAAAUGUGGCUAUCAUGAAAGGAGCUGUCCAUCUGCAACUUGGCAGGUUUAAUGCCCUGUACAGCAGCUACCGUGUGUCCAUAUUUCAUACCUAGAUAUUUUGAACAAAGAGCUGAGCUUCAGAACAAACAUAGGAAGUGCAUUUUCCUAACACUAGUUAGAAUCUUUGCUGAAGGAAGUGCAGUAGGUGCCAGUCACAAAAUGGCUACUGUGGGGUGCGUGGCAUAACACAAAAUGGCUGCUGUUGGGAGUGCAUAAGAGAGGCUGAGCCACUGCAGACAGGAACUGACUUGAAACAAUACUUACUGGCUGCGUCAUUGGAAAUUUGGAACUCAUAAUUCUGCAAAAAACAUUUUAGAUAACAGUAGGUGUCAUGUAAUGUAACAUGAUCCCUUUUGCUUUAUUUAUGGUGACUGGGUCUGCCAUGUUUUUUCUAUUAUAGCCAGGUGUCAUAAUAGUUAUGAUACAUACCUUCAUACACUGUCUCACUAUAUAUGUACUUUAUAACU
Rhineura floridana is the source of this 5409-nucleotide messenger RNA. It is a transcript of the gene DZANK1, whose product is annotated as double zinc ribbon and ankyrin repeat domains 1. Gene Ontology annotation, molecular function: protein binding. The coding region runs from base 363 to 2381 and encodes 672 amino acids. The record is from RefSeq and is a predicted model, not a curated record. Lineage: Eukaryota; Metazoa; Chordata; Lepidosauria; Squamata; Rhineuridae. Gene Ontology annotation, biological process: eye photoreceptor cell development. The transcript has 20 exons.